AUGUAUGAUCCUGUAUACUUGUGUUAUGCAAAGAUGAGUAUGUCAAUAGGAGCUUAUUGGGUAUUGGUUUUCUUGUAUAUUUUACUAUCUUCAGGGAAUAGUAUUCUUGCUUUCUCCUAUGACUAUUCUGCAACGACUGAGUGCUUGAAAGAGCCUCAGAGAGCUCAAUAUGGAGGAGGGAUAAUAGCCAAUCCAGAGUUUACCCAUACCUUGGAAGGGUGGAAUGUGCAUGGUGAAGGAACAAUCAGAGAAGGAAUAUCAAAGAAUGGUAACAGAUAUAUUAUUGCACAUGGCAGAACUCAAUCACUCGACGGUGCCUCACAGACAGUUCAAUUUGUAGAAGGAAAUCUUUAUACUUUCUCUGUUUGGGUUCAAAUCAAUCGAGGAAGUGAGAGUGUAGCAGCUGUUUUGCGAACGGCUGCUGGUGAACUGAUUCGAGUUGGCCAAGUUAUAGCAAGAGAUGGAUGCUGGUCUUUCCUUAAAGGUGGUGUCUUUGCAAACUUUUCAGGCCCUGCUGAGCUUCUGUUUCAGUGCAAGAAUACAAAUGUGGAAAUAUGGAUUGACAAUGUCUCAUUACAACCAUUUACCAUGGAGCAAUGGAGAUCCCACCAAGAUGAAAUCAUUCAAAAGGAACAUAAGAGAAAGGUGACUUUCCAGGUAAAAUUUGCGAACAAAACUGCCGUAAAAGGUGCUGUAGUAUCCAUAAAACAAACCCAAUCAAGUUUGCCAUUUGGAUGUGGCAUGAACCAUCAUAUCUUGGAAAGUGAAGCUUACAAAAACUGGUUUACUUCAAGAUUCAAGUACACCACUUUCACUAAUGAAAUGAAGUGGUACAGCACCGAGAUCAUACAGGGUCGCGAAGACUACACAGUUGCAGAUACAAUGGUGAGAUUUGCCAAACGACAUGGCAUUUCUAUCAGAGGUCACAACAUUUUGUGGGAUAAUCCAAAGUACCAGCCAGACUGGGUUAAAAAUCUCUCUCCUAAUGAUUUACGAAAAGCUGCAGCAAAAAGAAUAAAUUCAGUGGUCUCAAGAUACGCAGGCAAACUCAUUGCUUGGGAUGUAAUGAAUGAGAAUCUGCACUUCAGCUUCUACGAAGAUAAGCUUGGCGCAAAUGCUUCUGCUGAGUACUUCUCCAGAGCUUUUCAGCUUGAUCCGAAAACGGGACUGUUCAUGAAUGAGUUUAAUACAAUUGAAGAUCGUAGGGAUGAGGCUGCAAGUCCAACUAACUACAAGAGGAGACUAGAGCAAAUCCUGUCAUAUCCUGGAAACAAAGGAAUUUUAGCUGGAAUAGGCGUGCAAGGCCAUUUCAUUUAUGGCCAACCUGACCUUGCUUACAUGAGAGCUUCCUUGGACAUUCUGGCUUCAAAUGGAUUGCCCAUAUGGCUCACUGAAGUGAGUCUUGAAGCAGGCCCAAAUCAGGCAGAGUACUUUGAGCAGGUGCUAAGGGAAGGCCACUCUCACCCUGGUGUUGAAGGGAUUAUCAUGUUUGCAGGCCCAGAAAUUGCAGGUUUCAAUGCUACAACCUUAGCAGACAAAGAUUUCAAGAACACUCCAGCUGGAGAUGUUGUGGAUAAGCUGAUUAAUGAGUGGAAGGCUACAACUGCUGAACUCACAACAGAUAGUGAAGGAUCCAUUGAAGUUUCAUUGUUUCAUGGAGAUUACAAUAUAACUGUUAAAGACCCACUUAGCAAUUCUUCUACUAGCUGGAAUUAUAAUCUGAGAAAAGAUGACAAGGGUGGCAAUGUUCAUAUUCUGAUCAAUGCUUGA
Manihot esculenta (cassava) is the source of this 1770-nucleotide messenger RNA. RefSeq names its product endo-1,4-beta-xylanase 5-like. Gene Ontology annotation, molecular function: hydrolase activity, hydrolyzing O-glycosyl compounds. NCBI's taxonomy places the organism in Eukaryota, Viridiplantae, Streptophyta, Magnoliopsida, Malpighiales, Euphorbiaceae. The transcript has 7 exons. Bases 1 to 1770 code for a protein of 589 amino acids. Gene Ontology annotation, biological process: carbohydrate metabolic process. The record is from RefSeq and is a predicted model, not a curated record.